Molecule: messenger RNA, 636 nt
Organism: Fragaria vesca subsp. vesca
Lineage: Eukaryota; Viridiplantae; Streptophyta; Magnoliopsida; Rosales; Rosaceae
Exons: 2
Coding region: 1-636 (211 amino acids)
Cellular component (GO): plasma membrane
Source: RefSeq, a predicted model, not a curated record
AUGGCUAGUACCCAAGACGACAAGACAGUGACUGGCUAUCCGGUUCAGCCGGGUCAAAUCACCACCGGCUAUCCCUUCCCACUACCACCGGAGUACCCCCCAGCGCCCUCCUUCGUCGAUUGGCUGGUGAUGCACCCCAAACUCCCGGAGUUCAAAGUAGAAUCAGCCACCGUGCCCCAACUCGACCUGAGUCGCUCCGAGUUAACGGCCACGUGGGAUAUCAGCAUUCUCGCCAUAAACCCCAGCCAGAAAUUCAGAAUCCACUACGACCACGUCGAUGCCUCGAUCGUCUACGGUGACCGUAACUACAUCAGGGUCGGGAGAACGUCGUUGCGGCCCUUCGUUGUGAACACUAGGAACCAGACCCGUGUUGACAUGAAACUCGUAGCGGUGAGUGAGUGGGUCGGCGAUGACGUGGCGAAUGAAAUCUCCGACGAGAGGUCUCGGGGAUUGGUGAGUUUUGGAGUCAGGUUGAUGACUUCGGUGAGGUUUAAGUGUGGGCUGUGGCUGUCGAAAUCUCGGUUGAUGCUGAUCACCUGCGAUCGGGUCGAUUUCGGGUUUUCUCCGAAUAAUGGGAUCGGCACGUUGACGGGUCAGUGGAGGGAGUGCCGGGUUAACUUGAAUUCAUUGUUUUGA